UGCCUUGCAAUAUUCAGCAAAGGCGGAAGCCUCGCGUGAAAAUUGCUUCGGAAAUAACAUACCGUGCAGGAUGUGGUGAUUGUGUUUUCUAUCAAAUACUACCGCUCUCUCGGGCGUUGCUGGCCAGUUUUAAAGCAUGAAUUUUGAAAGUCAGCAUCUACGAUUCUCAGUAGAUUUAUUCUCCAAAGCUGGACAUGAAGCAAUCGUGGCUCACAUCGAAGGCGAGCUAAAACAUCUGGAACAUGCCAGAGAGUAUCUUGUCAAAAGGGCGAAAGUGGAACUUGAUUAUGCUUCAGCGCUUGGAAGAAUAAACACCGCUGCUUGUAAGGUUAUCAACGACAAUGACAAAGAGAGCCCGAUUAGAAAGGCAUGGUGUACAUAUAUCUUUGAAAGUGAAAGCAAGGCAAAACUGAUUACAGAAUUCAGCAACCUCUUGAAUUCUACUACAGUAAAAAGACUUGACCAGCUCAUAGAGGACAAAAGAAACUUAUUAAAAAAGUACAAGAAUGAGAAAUUUAGAACGGAGAGCAGCUACAAACAAGAAUGUGAUGAAAUUGACAGACUAAGGAAAACAUACCAAGAAAAUGCCAAAGACUCUGAGACAGGGAAAAGAAAAUAUGAAGAAGUUCUUUCGAAGGACAAAUUUAACAAUAAGGACUGGGAACGAUCUAAAGAUCGAUAUGUGAGAUCGACUCUCAAACUACAUCAGAAUCAUAAUGAUUAUGUACUGGCUCUGAAAUCAGGAAACUGUCAUCAAGGAUUUUACAAUGAUAUUCUUGUUCCAACAAUGUUGAAUUCUUUGCAAUACUUACAAGAGGAAUACAUUUCCCAAUGGAAGGAUCUUCUCCAGGAUGCAGUAAAUCUUACAAACUGUUGCCGUGAGGAGUAUUUGACAUCAAGCCAAGCAGUACAAGCUAGUGUUGAUGAAGUAAAAAAGGAUAAAGAAUAUGCCUCCUUUAUCACCAGGCACAAGCAAAACCAGGCACCAGCUUACCCAUUUGUGUUCGAUUCAGCUCUCAUUGAACUGACAUCUUCAGGAGUUAUUGCUAAUGAACUGCUUGUCAAUGAUUUGACAUUAGAAAAACUUCAACACAAGAGAGCACUGCUCAGUAAUGAACUUGAAAAUGUGGAACAACAACUGGAGGCUAAAAAAGCAGAACUGGAACAGGAAACCAACAAGCUCCAGGCUGAAAAGACUGGGGGCAGCAAUGAACACUUAAGCAUCAUUCAAAAAGAGCAGACUGUCGCAGUUCUCAGUUGGCAUGUGGAUGACCUGAAGUGCAGUCAAACAAAACUGCAGAAAAUGUGUACCAUGAUCGGAUCUGCUCUGGACAAACUUGGUAAUUCUCAACCUUCAAAGUUUGCAGACCUUUCUGCUCCAGGAUCACCAUCAGGGGAAUUUGGUCAGUCAACACCUGAGAUCAGAAAAAGCAAUCGAAAAAUACCAACACUUUUUAAGAAAAGAAAGACGGAGAGAGAGAAUUCUUCAAGCAACUGUGAUUCCAAACCUCGACGAUACGUGGCGUCAUCCAAUGAAGAGAGAGUGAAUGGAACUUCAAAUAUUGAAGACUCCGAAGAUAGUGAGGAUGAAGUCGCAGGAGAAUACCUCGAGCCGAAUGAUGAGAUUGCCCUUGAGGAAGAGCCGUGGUUUCAUGGCACGAUUGAUCGUAAAGAGAUAGCUACCCUACUGAAGAAAGACGGAGAUUAUCUAGUGAGAGAAAGCUCAUCAAAACCCGGACAGUUUGUUCUGUCAACUCGGAGCACCGUGGACGGCAGCCAGAAGCAUUUUAUCAUUCAAUCAGAGGAUGGCUUAGUACGGUUUGAAGACCAGGGCUUUCCCAGUAUACGAGAACUGCUCGAUUACCACGUAAAAAACAAAGUUCAUGUGACAAAGAAGUCAAAGACCGUCUUGGUAAACGCCGUGGAAAAACCUGGAAAAGACAAAUGGGAAAUGUGCAGAGACGACAUUGUCCUACAGGAGAAGAAACUUGGUUCAGGUCAUUUUGGAGAUGUGAUGAAAGGAAUUCUAAAACCUUCUAACACUCCUGUCGCUGUUAAAUCCUGCAAGGGAAAUGUUACGCAAACGGUGAAGCAGAAGUUUCUGUCGGAAGCAGAGAUCUUGAAGCAGUAUGAUCAUCCUAAUAUAGUCAGACUGAUAGGAGUGUGUGCUGACCGAGAGCCUGUUUAUAUAGUCAUGGAAUUCAUGGUCGGUGGAGACUUCCUGUCUUAUCUUCGUAAAAAUGGCGCUAAGCUGGACUCAAAGAAACUAGCAAAGUUUAGUGUCGAUGCAGCAGCUGGUAUGGAGUAUCUGGAGAGCAAAAGUUGCAUUCAUCGAGAUUUAGCAGCACGAAACUGCUUGAUUGGUACAAAAGAUAUACUCAAGAUCUCGGAUUUUGGAAUGUCUCGUGAAGUCGAAGAAGUUUACGAAGCUUCAAAUAUGAAAGAGAUCCCUGUAAAGUGGACUGCGCCCGAGGCUCUGUACUAUUUCCAGUACACCACUCUGAGUGACAUAUGGAGCUUUGGAGUGUUGCUUUGGGAGACAUUCUCUUAUGGUAACACGCCCUAUCCUGGCAUGAAUAACAAGGAAACCCGUGAAAAGGUUGAGAAUGGCUAUCGCAUGCCUGCACCGGCGGACACACCUCCGGCAGUGUAUCAAAUCAUGAAAGAUUGUUGGAAUAUUAACCCAGAUGCAAGGCCACGCUUUUCUGAAAUUCUAAGAAGAUUGAAGCAAAUCCAGGAAGUUCUCUAAAAGUGUGAUUUUGUACCCUCUUUAUGUUCGCCUCAAUGUUGGAAUUAUUAGCAUUUUUAGUUAUUAUGAAAAUAUGGUCAUAGUCAACCCAAGCUACAUUUAACAGGUUACAAUAUCGCGAAGAAUUAUUUUUGAGAAAUGAAAUUGUCAGAUGCCAAUACAAAAUACUUUUUUGAAGCAUAGCAAAAUGUCCUCAUUGUACAUUUGGCAUGUGUAGUUAUUAUAAAUUUUAGUCUUCAUACAUUAGUAACUUUUGAGUGGCUCACAAGAUGAACUUGUUAGGCCUCGUCAAAUUCCUUGCGUUAAUUAUAUAAUAUAAAUAGAAAAUAACUAACAUAUUAUGUUUCUAUCUUUAAAUAAGAUCAUGUAAACACACGAUGACUUUUAAAGAGCUGAAAAGUCUGUCUAAACCCUCUAAUGCAGCUCAUUUCAGGAGAGUGUUAGAACCGAAUUUAAAACAGGUUUUAAAUGCGUUUUAAACGCGUUCAGACUGUUUGUUUACCAGUGGUCGCGAAUGUGAGUAUUUUGUAUGAUAAUUUAACUGCAAAUUUCGAUAUGUACGGCUAUUAAGAUCAACCAGUAUAGAGGGUUAUAUCGUUUUCAGUAUUUAUUUGGUUUAAGUCCUUGUUCGGUUGUUUUUAAACAUUCAGUGUAAAAUAACUUGUUUUUAAUGUGUCCGCUCGAAAUAUGUCAACUUUAUUCGUAGUCUUGUUAAGACAGCGUCCACACCACGCCGGAAGAAUUUGAAAACGCAGUUUUGUUUCUACGGGCAGGCUUACGGUCCACACUCAAUCCGCCACGAAAACGGAGCUUUUCGAAAACGCUCUUCAAACCGGAGAAAUUUGAAAACGCCGGGUUUUCGUUUUCG
Molecule: messenger RNA, 3617 nt
Organism: Orbicella faveolata
Lineage: Eukaryota; Metazoa; Cnidaria; Anthozoa; Scleractinia; Merulinidae
Product: tyrosine-protein kinase Fer-like
Biological process (GO): peptidyl-tyrosine phosphorylation
Molecular function (GO): non-membrane spanning protein tyrosine kinase activity; ATP binding
Source: RefSeq, a predicted model, not a curated record